UAAAAAGGCAGUAUGGCGAAAAGAAUAUUUAUACGUAAAAACUGUAGAAUAUUUGACCAGCGUAAAGACUGAACAUUUAAUGGCAGGCUCCGUUAUUUACCAAGGGUUAGAAGAAAAUCCUUGGAUUAGUAAAGACGAACUAAGAGGCGUUGUAGAAAAAGUGGUUAAUUUGAUAAAAAACUCGCAUGGUAUAGAUUUUGAGCGUUCUGGAAAACUUAUUCAAAUUAUACCACAGUUUGAUAUUGCUUUUGAUUGUAUUAGCAAUUUGCAGGACGUUGGAGUUAUAAAAACGAAUAAAGAGAAGCCUCUUACUUCGGAACAGAUUAAACACAAUAUAAAUAAGUUGAAAGGAAAACUUGCUGCUGGAACAUCAAAACUUUGCCAGGAGUUAGUAGUUAUUUUAAAUGGACUAACAAUCUCCGAACUAACCUGGAAGAUCCCUUUGGCUAGUCAGGUCAUAAGUGAUGAUUCGUUACUAGUAGCUCAAUUAUCAAAAAAACAAAAGAAAAAAUUUAUGAAACCGGUUGAAGAAAUGGUGCCCCCAACAAUACCUCAAGGCGUAACAGAAGAAUGUGUGAAAUUCGUAACAAAUUUCAUGCCACGAAGUAUACCAAGGUUGCAAGAAGGAUUAACACAUGAUGGGAACUGGAAGGAAUGUGGCAAUAAGCUUAAUGAGGUCACGUUAAAAAUUCUUGAUACGUUGAAAAGUGUUUGGUGCAAUCCGGCUUUCGGUCCUGAAUUUGUCAAAACGAUGAAUGAGGGUACCUAUGUUAAUAAUGUAGUUGUCUCCGCAAUACGUGCUACAUUAUUUGAUAACCCCUUUGGAGAACAUGCAUUCAUUACUACUUUCGAACGCCAAAGUAUAGCAAGUUCGGAUAGAAGGGGUGACGGGCGCACUGGAAGACGGCCAGAUAUAAUGCUUGUGUCAAAAGAGAGUGAUAAACUUUACGAACUUAUGUACAUAGAAUGCUCACGAAUUUUUUGUAAUAAGCAGAAGGAAGAUGAUGAUAAUGUGAAAUUAUGGCGCGAAACCAAUGAUGGAAUGUAUUGGGUCCAAAAAAGUCGCAAACCUGAGAAGGGUCAAUUCGGAAUUAUAGGGGUGCAAGUAGCAGGGCAAAAGCUAUGUCUGAAUAUUCUGAUUAGAGACAAGGUUGAAGUACAUCGUUAUUACAAAUUACGUGAAUCUAUGAUUCCAAUUCGUUAUACGUAUGAACCUUCUGUUCUGGCUGAAUUCAUUAAAACUUUGUUGGUUUUGCGGAAUAUUUUAAUUGUUAACAUGUCCAUACUACGCAGUACUCCUUUACGUAGAUCAAGUAGAAUUUUAGAAGAUAGUUCAACAGUAACAUCUGAUUAAGUUAAAAUAGAUAGAUUGUAUAUACUAUUAAUAAAAAAUCUCUUGGCAAU
Messenger RNA from Rhizophagus irregularis DAOM 181602=DAOM 197198, 1404 nucleotides. RefSeq lists its product as uncharacterized. Lineage: Eukaryota; Fungi; Glomeromycota; Glomeromycetes; Glomerales; Glomeraceae. The record is from RefSeq and is a predicted model, not a curated record.